This is a messenger RNA of Rattus rattus (black rat), 315 nucleotides long. Its product is annotated as cytochrome c, somatic-like. Lineage: Eukaryota; Metazoa; Chordata; Mammalia; Rodentia; Muridae. Gene Ontology annotation, cellular component: mitochondrial intermembrane space. The transcript has a single exon. Bases 1 to 315 code for a protein of 104 amino acids. Gene Ontology annotation, biological process: mitochondrial electron transport, cytochrome c to oxygen; mitochondrial electron transport, ubiquinol to cytochrome c. Gene Ontology annotation, molecular function: electron transfer activity; heme binding. The record is from RefSeq and is a predicted model, not a curated record.
AUGGGUGAUGUUGAAAAAGGCAAGGAGAUUUUUGUUCAGAAGUGUGCCCAGUGUCACACUGUGGAGAAGAGAGGCAAACAUGAGACUGGACCAAACCUCCGUGGUCUGUUUGGGCGGAAGACAGGCCAGGCUGCUGAAUUCUCUUACACAGACUCCAACAAGAACAAAGGCAUCACCUGGGGAGAGGAUACCUUGAUGGAGUAUUUGCAGAAUCCCGAAAGGUGCAUCUCUGGAACAAAAAUGAUCUUCGCUGGAAUUAAGAAGGGAGAAAGGGCGGACCUAGUAGCUUAUCUUAAAAAGGCUGCUAAUGAGUAA